UCGCGUCGUUUAAUUACAGAAAACUCCAAACCGCUGUCCGUGCCCUUUUCUGUCAUUAACAAUUUUUUCCCCCUUUCGAUCUCGACCUCGUCCCUCCCGAUUUGAUCCGGAUCCCUUCCCCUUCUCCACAAAUCAAGGUCCGAUUCUUUCGAUUCUCGCUCUCCUCUAUCGAUCCAUACCUUUUUCAGGCUCGGCCGCGUCUUGAUCGUGUUUCGAAGGUUUCGAGGUUUCGAUCUGUGAUGGCGAGCUCGGAUCUGUGACGGUCUUGUCGGAAAGUUAUGGUCUUGGCGUCGCGCUUGGUUUCUCUGGUUUUGCGCGCCUCGAUUUUGUAAAGAAUCGGCUUUGACUUUUCUAGGGUUUCGACGGUUUUGCUCGCGAGGUUUUUUGGGUCCGAUUUGAGUUCUUUCCUCUGUAGAUCGGUGAAUUCACCGGGUGUUUACGAGGGUCAUUGUUGAUAUCUUUCCUUUGUUCGUGUGAAUUUGGCGAUUUUCGGAGACAUUAAAAAAUCUAGGGUUAGGGUUUUGUCGAAUUUGGGGAUUUUGGGCCAAAGGUGGGAUUUAGCACGAUUACAUCAACAUAUCGCGUUUCUGUCUAUUGCUUCGUCGUAAUUCGAGGGAUUCUGGACCUAGUUAGGGACCUGCUGCAUCAAUUGAAGAGAACAAUUUGUUGUGAGUGCAGUUAAAAGAUGGUGUUGAAACGCCCUCUUGAUGAUGGUGAAUCAUGUGAAGAUUCCUAUAAGCUACCAAGACAAGAGGAGCAUAGUCCACUACAUGCUUUACCUGGAAUUGAUUCUUCUAAACAUUCUUUUGUGCUGGCUGAGUCUCCAGGUGAGGAGUGGUCAACAAAGAGAAACUUGGAAGUUGAUCAAAAGCUCAUUGAUGAUAGCAUGACAAAACCUCCUAUAAGCAAUGUGGAGGAUGCACGUUAUAGUGAAGAAUUCCAACUAGAAGGACGUUUUCAAGCAUCUUACGCUCCUGAAUAUGUCUCUUCUAACCAUCCGCCUCCAGCUUUUAGUCGUCGUGAUGAUAUCUAUUCUUUACUUUUACGGCAUCCACCACAGAAACCAGUUCCCAUUGGAUCAGAUUAUCAAGCUGACCUGUCACCCUGGAGCCAACAGGAUGACAUGACCAAUUCAGAUAUUAUUGCUGGAGAUGAAGAUGACAUAAAAUUUGCUGGAACUUGUGUAAUUCCAUUGCCUGAUUCUGACGUAUAUGAUAACUAUGACGACAAAGUUGGAGCUGGUCGUGCUGGUUGUAGCUGCCUGGAUGAAGGUUCUGUGAGAUGUGUUAGGCAACAUAUCAUUGAAGCUAGAGACAUGCUCAGAAGGGAACUUGGAGAUGAAGGAUUUGUGGAGUCUGGAUGCCAGGACAUGGGAGAACAAGUUGCUGAGAACUGGAGUGAUGAGGAAGAACAAUUGUUCCAUGAAGUCGUCUUCUCCAACCCAUCAUCUAGGGGCAGAAACUUCUGGAAUAGUUUAUCUUUCAGAUUUCCUUCACGAACUAGAAGGGAAAUUAUUAGUUACUAUUUCAAUGUUUACAUGCUCCAGAACAGGGCUGGACAGAACAGAUGUGAUCCAGUGAACAUUGACAGCGAUAAUGAUGAAUGGCAGGCAAGUGAUGAGGAAGAGGAGGACUCCAUUGUUGAAUCUCUUGAACAUGGGGUUGGCCAUGGUUGUGACAGGAACAUGGAAGAAAUAAAUGAAGUUGACGAGGAAAUUGCUGAAGAAACUUGCGAAGGUGAUGAGCAUGUUACUCUGAAAGUGGGAGAGUUUGUCUCUGAUACUGCAGAAGCAUGCUCGAAGGAAUGGAUAGAUAGUCCGACUUCUCACCUCAGGAAUAAAUCUUGGGAUGACACGGGAGAUCAAGAUGAUUCAUGUACAUCUUUCGAUAGCUUGCCUGCCACAGCUCCGGAUACCCAGUUGAAGCGUGAAAAUGGGGACCGCUUGCCUAAUAGCUUGCACAGUUUGAAUGGGGGUGGUGGUCAUCAUGACUAUGUCUUGGAUACUUGUGAUACUAAGUUCUGGGAUGCUGGCUAUAUAACUUGCCCUAAAACGGAAUUUGAUCUCUUGCCCACUUGCAGUAUGAUUGAAGAGGUAUUUGGAGAUGGAUCUUGGAACUGUGAGGCAGAUGAGAAGGGCUUUAGCUAGUGCCUAGGUCAUUGCUUGUGAUGACUGAGCCAUUUUAGACAAAUGUUGCCACCAUGAAAAAUAGGUCGUUGAAAAUAGGAACUGUCCAAUUUUCCAUGGUAUAAUUACCAUAAUGGAAGUCCUGCUUUCUUUGUAAGAUAGAGAUAGAUGGUCAGCAGGUUUCACUUGUUAAGGUGAUAAAUUUUUUUAUUUGCCUCUCUCAAGGGUGAUCUUUUUAAGCUGCUUUCUUGCUGUAUAAUCCCUUUUCAUCUUCCCUUCAGUCUAUCGUCGACUAUUUUGUAGGCAUUUCGCCUUCAAAAAGAGAUCAUUGGCAGAUCUCAGACAAACGUAUAAUGUUCCAUGGUGUAAUUGUAUAGCUGCUUUUGUGAAUGGAACAUGAUACGCUUCAUUAUUCCCUCU
Eucalyptus grandis is the source of this 2545-nucleotide messenger RNA. RefSeq lists its product as hypothetical. Bases 686 to 2146 code for a protein of 486 amino acids. NCBI's taxonomy places the organism in Eukaryota, Viridiplantae, Streptophyta, Magnoliopsida, Myrtales, Myrtaceae. The transcript has 3 exons. The record is from RefSeq and is a predicted model, not a curated record.